Messenger RNA from Aphis gossypii (cotton aphid), 2979 nucleotides. RefSeq lists its product as uncharacterized. Lineage: Eukaryota; Metazoa; Arthropoda; Insecta; Hemiptera; Aphididae. The transcript has 12 exons. Bases 588 to 2129 code for a protein of 513 amino acids. The record is from RefSeq and is a predicted model, not a curated record. Gene Ontology annotation, biological process: regulation of DNA-templated transcription; chromatin organization. Gene Ontology annotation, cellular component: nucleus; NuA4 histone acetyltransferase complex.
GUGAAAAUCGUAUGCUCGACCGACGCGCACAGACGCCAAGCUCGCACACACACUAAACACAACGGGACAGACGUUGUACUCCAUACUGUUUUCAGAGUUUAUUUACUAUAUACUUACUUAUGUAUUUACGUAUGUCAUGAAGUCCCACCACGCCUAUCGGUGAUCAAUAAUCUUUUUUUUCAGUAGCGGUACGCACUACUCGUUCCGAUUCCGAAUUUCGUUUGUAUUGCCAUUGCGAUUUUCCUAUAAUCAGAAUCUGGAACAUUGUAAAUGUGUGAAUAGCACAAUCCUCCGUUUAAUCGUAAUGGCGAUCGCUGGUGUAUUCUGACCGGCAGCCUAUACUAUAGCCUGGCAUCGUUUGCGUUUUAUUGAUCGAGUGGAUUCCGUUAUCCGACUGACUGCAUUUUAUUAAUACCGUUCUCGCUCGUCCUGUCCAAUUUUACCUUUAGACUACAAAAUUUCAGCGUCUUCAGUACAGUGAAACGUAUAUAAAUAUACUGCCACCACUGUUUGAGAACACGGAUUGUUUAACACCUCUGAAUCUACAAUAUUAUUGAUACGUUAUUCAUAUUUUAUUUGACGACAUAAUGGAAGAUAUUUAUAAUUUCGCCCAAGGUGACAAUGUGCUUGCAUACUUUCAAAAUUUGCUGUAUGAAGCUAAAUGUAUGAAACGGCGCUUGACAGACGAUGGUGAAAAGCAAUACUUUAUUCAUUACAAGGGAUGGAAAACAACUUGGGACGAAUGGGUAGAUGAAGAUGAAUUAUUGGAAAUUAAUGAAAUUAAUUUAGGUCACCAACAAAGACUUAAGCAGAAUUUUGAAAAAUCAAAAAAAGAACUUGAGAAAAUCAAAAGAGGAAGAAAAAAAACUGAAAAACCUAAUGAAAAGAUCAGUUUGCCUUCCCCGUCGAAACCUAGAGGUCGACCAAAAAAAACAGUAAUAGAUUCUGAAAAGAAUAAAAGAAAACACACUGACAAAAAUCUACAAAAAAGAGGUCAAUCAGAGAAAGCAGUCAAUAAACCUAAAAGUAACAUUGUCGAUAGAGAAGUCAAGAACAAAAUCAAACCUGUCAGUGAUGAUACAAUUACAGAAAUUACUCUUAGUAGUAGUACUAUGGGAAACAGUAUUGAAACAACAAAAAAUGUAAAAACAUAUACAAACAAAACUAAAAAACUUACAAAUGAAGUAAUACAAAAUAUAAGUAUAAUUGAACCAAGCACGUCUAUGGACAUCGAUUAUAGUAACGAGUUUCAACUUGAAUACGAACCAGUUCCAAAACGUCCUAAAACUUAUUCUAAAGAUAAAACUACAGAAGAAAUAAAAAUGAUUGCCAGUAAUGUGUCCGAUGAUCCUACAGAAAAUAUUAGCAUACAAUUUGCAAGACAAGCUUCAAUUUCUGAACCAGCUAAGACCUUACCAGUUAAGACCUUAGCUACUAAUUUCUUUACUGAACCACGUGUACCUUCUACUUUGUUUACUAACCGAGAGAUGGAUGUAGAGAAAAUUUUAAGGGAACAAUCUCUUCGAACUGCUGCUCAUACUUACCUAAAAAUCAUUCCAUUUCCAAUGCGUCUUAGUGAGAAAUUACCCAAUGGUGUGAAAUUGCCAGAUAAAUUAAAGAAAGUGUUGAUAAAUGAUUUGGAAAUACAAAAUCAAUGCAACAAGUUACUUAAAUUUCAUGAUGAUCAUUAUGUUGCAAAAGUUGCAUAUACCUUCAUUGAAUCACAUAACUUUCCAGAUGAUCUUCAUAGGAAAUCAUCAAUAAUAUUAUGUACAAAAUUGAUGAACUAUUUUAACAGUAUUGUUCACACACAUAUUUCAUACCAAAAUGAGAUAAAGAACGGUAUUCAAUUAAAGGGAAUGUCCCAUUUCAAGAAAAGAUUAGCUGAACAACCAAAUAUGACCUAUGUCUUUAAACAACACAUCGUACCCAAAAAAAUAUGGUGUUAUGUGUAUGGACCCAUUUUUCUAUUGAGAUUUCUCGUGAGAUUGCCAUUUUUUAUAUUAAAAACCUCGUGGAAUCCUGAAUGCGAUUUAGAUUUCUUCGUUCAGUUCAUUGAUAAUAUGAUGCAAUUUUUGGAUGAUAAUAUUGAUACUUAUUUCUCUGCGGUUGAUUACAUGGAACUAUAAAUAUAUAUAUAAAAAAAUAUAAAUUAUAUAAUGUAUAUGUACAAAUUAUUUUUAAUUUAGUUAAGUUUAUACUAUAAAAAAUGUCGUUAAUUGAUAUUAAAACAAAAAUAAUUGUAUAACUUAUACUAAUGUAUAGUGCUUAGAUUUAUAUGUAUUUGUUUAUGAAAAACAUUAGUUGUUCACAAGCGUUCUUAGUUAUUAAUUAAUACAAAUGAUUUAAAAUUAUUAUAUUUAUAUUAUUAUUAUUAUUAUGAUUAAGUAUAUUCUAAAAAAUAAACAUAAGAGAAUCUAAGAGGACCAUUUUCUGUUAUCACAUAAGUAACUAUUUUUCAGUGAAUCUAGAAAAAUUUUGUUAUUUUUUUGUUAUAGUUUUCUAGAAACAUUUAUUGUAUUUAUGCUUAUGCUUUCAUAUAAUGUUAAGUAGCCAUCCUCCCUUGGGAACUAUGAUCUGAUGUUACUAAGAAAAUGUACCUAACUGUCCUAACUUAAUGUAACCAAAUGUUCAUUCUUAUCAUAUGGUAAACUUAUAAAGCUUUUACACAAUAAUUGACAUUUGGUUUCAUAACUGAUUUAUGAAUCUUUUCUACUACUUAAAGCUGUAUAAUUAUUAUUAUUUGUAUAUCUGAGAACUUUUUUUAAGAAGUUACUGGUUCAUGCAUUUAUUUUCAAUUGUUGUAUGUGCAGCGGGUCUUUUAAAAUAUAAAUAUAGAAUUGUGAAAAUUGACAAGUUAAUGUAAUCAUCAAUUAAUGUUGAUAUUGUCCUUUCCCCAUAAUUGAGUAAUUCAUAGAAAUAUUAUAUAUAUGGUAUAUCAAUAUAUCUAAUAAAAUGAAUUUUUUAUAACAGCUAAAA